GCAGUUUGCGGCCGGCAAGUGGCUGCGUGGGAAGUUCGACCGUUCCUCACCGUCGGGGAGUUUUUCAGUGAUCCCAGCAGUAGCUCAUCUCUUCACAAAAGCCAUGUCAAAGUCGCGACGGAACCGACCCAACUCUCACGUCCAGUUCGCAGUGGACACGAACCUGGACACGGGGCUCAUUCAGCUGGAGCCCAGGGAGGGAGGCGUCCUGGAGGCCCACAUCGGGAUGCUAAAGAGCCACCACACCUACAGUGCGGAGAUACCCGUCGCUCACUCGUUAGGUACUAGCAUCACUGCCCAGCACCCUCAGCACAACAUUUACGUGAGAGUCGAGUCGGUCGGAGAGACGGCGACGGUACGAGAGACGGGCAAUCGCUACAAGACGCCCGUGACGGUCCACAUCAAGACAAUCAAAGACGGCAACAUAGCCGAGAGGAUCGAGCUGGUACUGGAGGAAGACUCUGCCACCUCUCUCUCUCUCCUCGUGACGGCCAAGGUCCUCAACACCAACCAGGGGAACCCCCUGCUCAAGGACGGCGUACACAUCGUUUCUCACGAACAUGGUGAAGACAGCGAGAACACAGAGUGGCCGGGGCACUGGAGGGACCAAUCACACCUACCAGCGGACGACGAUGAAGACACUCUGCUAUGAAUCAACACACUCUUUUUUAAAGCAACGACGAUUGCCCUUUUUCCACUGAGUGGCGAAUGUUAAAAUCACGUUUUUAAAAAAUUGAGAUGCCAACUGUACAAUUAUUGUCACCAUUGGCAGGUAUUUUUUGUGCCCAAGUCACCCACUCACUAGUGCAAGCGCGUUAAUUUAUUUUUCUACGUUACCAAUUUUUGUAGUUUUUGACGGCAUGUGGUUUAAUUUACUAGUUGGGUGUGAAAUAAAAACGGAAUUUCAGUAACUAUUGCAUCAAUCAAAGUUAUGUGAUUUUGCCAGCUUUAUGGCUUCCUGUUCAGCUUUUCUAAUGACAUCAUCUCUAAUUCCAGCAUCAUGAUAGUAGUACCCUUUGUUCUGUAUAAGAACACACACAAUGUAAAAUUAUAUAUAGUACACUAAAAUACCAAGGAUUGAGGAGGAUACCAAGGAUACUUAUUUGGUAAA
Molecule: messenger RNA, 1111 nt
Organism: Geodia barretti
Lineage: Eukaryota; Metazoa; Porifera; Demospongiae; Tetractinellida; Geodiidae
Source: the annotation of a GenBank genome assembly